AUGGCUCGUACACGUCGUGCCCCUCCUUCUCAUUCCCGCACGUCUGCUGCGCCUCCGCCGGCCCGCCCCACUUCUCCGCCACACAACCAACAGCAGCACCACACACAUCAGACGGCCUCAACCCCGCAGCAGCAGCCGCAAGUGACAAAUGUCUAUUUGCAACGCGGUGGCGGUGGUACGGGUAUCCUUGGCACCGUGGCCUCGGUCGCUGCGGGGUCCGUCCUCGGUCAUGGUAUUUCCAACAUGCUCUUUAAUCGUGAGCAGCCACCCACGCAGCCGGCGCAGGCGCAGGAAAUGGCACAACGAGUCGGCGAUGGUGCCUGCGCUCCACAAAUUAAGUCGUACUCCAAGUGCCUUGAAGUAAAUGCGGAGCACCCGGAAAACUGCAAAUGGGCGUGGGACUAUUUCAUCCAGUGCCAAGAUGAACAGCAACAAGGCCAGUGA
Molecule: messenger RNA, 444 nt
Organism: Trypanosoma cruzi
Lineage: Eukaryota; Euglenozoa; Kinetoplastea; Trypanosomatida; Trypanosomatidae
Exons: 1
Coding region: 1-444 (147 amino acids)
Biological process (GO): mitochondrion organization
Cellular component (GO): nucleus; mitochondrion
Source: RefSeq, a predicted model, not a curated record